AUGCAGAAUUUUGUAAAUGGUCUUCGGCUGAAGACUAAGCAACUCAUUGACACAGUAGGUGGUGGCUCAACCAAUUUUACAACAGCCACUGGUAUUAAAAAGAUUAUUGAAGCCAUUGCAGCAAAUGAGCACCUGGAGUUGUAUGACCGCAGUGUUAGUCAACCUGAAGGGAUAAUUGACCUGAAAUUGGCAAGCCAAGUGGUGAAGAUGGAAGAUCAAAUAGAAGCUGAAGUAGAAAGGAGACUGAAGAAGAUGGCUAUUGAUACCCAAACUGUUGCACAGGUUCAACAGGUUCAACCAACUCACACUAGUAAUUGCGAAAUUUGUGGAGGACCUCAUCUUACCGUACAUUACGUUGCUACCGCACAACAAAUUGAGGAGAUCAAGUUUCUUAGGAAGAACAACCCUUAUUCAAACACAUACAAUCCGGGUUGGAAAAACCAUCCAAAUUUCUCAUGGAAGGAUCAACAAGGAAAUGUGCAGAACCAACCACAACAACCGUAUCAACAACAUCAACAACAGGUACCAAGAAAAGCUGAUUGGGAGCUUGCCAUUGAGAAGAUGGCCGCUCAAAGCUCUCAAUUUCAAGAAGAGACUCGAAGUAAUUUAAAGAACACAGGUGCUUCAAUUAAGAAUCUUGAAAUACAUAUGAGUCAGAUAGCCCAACAACUAGCGGGUUUUCAACAACAAGGCGUUUUACCAAGUUCUACGGUUACUAAUCCAAGAGAAAAUAAUCAUGUGAAUGCGGUGACCACAAGGAAUGGUAAGUCGAAAGAAGUAUCUGAGAAGAGUUAUGAAGAAGAAGACUUAUUGCUUGAAGUUGAUCUAGAGAUAAAAGAAAAUGAGGUUGCAAAUGAAGAGGUUACUAGUGAUGAAAGAGUGGUCAAAGAUAAAGUUAUUGAUCCAAAACCGGCCGUCAAACUGCCAUUCCCAACAAGAAAUAAGAAGAAAGGGCAGCAUGAGAAAAACUUUGAGAAGUUCUUGGAAAUGUUUAAAAAGCUUGAGCUAAACAUUCCUUUCUUGGAGGCGCUUGAGCAAAUGCCUACCUACGCAAAGUUCAUGAAAGACAUCAUCUCGAAGAAGCGGACCAUAGAGACUAACCCGAUUAUUCUAACGGAAACUUGUAAUGCCAUUUUGCAGGGUAUGAAGGUUCCGGUGAAAAAAAAGGAUCGAGGUUCUCUGACUAUUCCGUGUGCCAUUGGAGAUAGAUCCUUCAAGAAAGCUCUAAUUGAUUUGGGAGCGAGUGUAAGUCUUAUGCCGUUGUCCAUCUAUAAGAGGUUGGGGAUAGGUAAAAUUCAAGAUAUAAGAAUGACACUCCAGUUUGCUGACCACUCUGUGAAGAGACCUUAUGGGAUAGUAGAAGAUGUGCUAGUAAAGAUCGAUAAGUUUGUGUUUUCGGUGGAUUUUGUCAUUUUGGAAAUGCCGGAAGAUGAAGAGAUACCAAUCAUUUUGGGGAGACCAUUUUUAGAGACUGGGAGAUGUUUGAUCGACAUAGAAGAAGGCACGAUGACUUUGAAAGUGUAUGAUGAAGAGUUAAAAAUUGAUGUGCGAAACACCAUGAAGUACAAGGAUGAGGUUGCCACUAGUCAACAUAUUGAGACAAUCGAUUAA
Lathyrus oleraceus (garden pea) is the source of this 1611-nucleotide messenger RNA. RefSeq lists its product as uncharacterized. Bases 1 to 1611 code for a protein of 536 amino acids. The transcript has a single exon. The record is from RefSeq and is a predicted model, not a curated record. Lineage: Eukaryota; Viridiplantae; Streptophyta; Magnoliopsida; Fabales; Fabaceae.